CUGACAGGAUGGAGCUGCAGGGUGACUUCUCAGAGGAAGAGUUCCGGAAGGCCUGCGCUGAACUAGAGAACCCGGCCUCGGACGGCAAAGUCUGGGAGUCAUUGGUGGAGUCAGAGAGCUUCAAUAUCUACCAGAUGCUGGACGAGCAAUCAGGAUUUUAUGAUUAUAAAGCCUUUGGUGAUUUCAAGGAUUGUUCUCCAUCCCUGUAUGCAGAGGUGUAUAUGGACUUAGAAUAUAGAAAGCAAUGGGAUGCAUAUGUUAAAGAACUCUAUGAACAAGAGAUCUGUGGGAAGAUGGUCAUCUACUGGGAGGUGAAAUAUCCCUUCCCUGUGGCCAACAGAGAUUAUGUAUAUAUUCGCGAUGGGAGAGAUCUCAAUUUAAAUGGGCGGACGGUCCGUGUCAUACUGGCUAAGAGCUUCUCCACACCUGAAAUCCCAGAGAAGUAUGGUGUCAUCCGAGUCAGUGAUUACAGGCAAAGUCUUGUGAUUGAAAGUAAUGGCAAGGAGGGGUGCAAAGUUUCCAUGUUCUACCAUGAUAACCCUGGAGGCACAAUUCCAACCUGGCUUGUCAACUGGAUAGCAAAGAAUGGAGUUCCAAACUUCUUGCAUGAUAUCCAGAAGGCCUGUCAAAACUACCCCAAGAAAACAUAGAAGGAGGCAGCUUUAUUUCCAUUUUUCACAAACAAUGCACAUUGAGUGGUCGGGUCCUGGUGACACCAACUCAGCCUUGGCUAUUUUUCUUUUCUUCCAGAGAACUGAAAGCACUCUUCGGCAUGUCUCCCUAUUCAUGCUAGUCUUACGCCUGACUUACAAUACUAACUUCCUUUCCCACUCUCCCCACCCUAGCAACAAUUUCCCUCUCCCACAGUUGAAUCUAGGUCAGAUCAGGAAAACUCUGCUUGUUUAUAUUUCUAAAGGAAAGUCCUUACUAGGGAACACAAUUGGUCUAUUGUGCCCUUUAAAAAGGAAGAAAACAAAUCAGAAAAAAAAAAUCAACAUCCACACCAACCCCUGUCUCAGGAGGUAGCUUCUUGCUGAACACAGAAGGGUUGGAGGAAGUUUCAUUACAUUCAAAAUUGGCUUUGCUUGCACUGGAGCUUGGCCAGCUUAGACCAGGUCACCUACUGCUCUGUAAAUUGGCUUAGGAGAGAAAUUGCCAAUCUACUCAGUCUCAUACAGUCUCAUUCCCACUUGGGGAAGCUUGAGAUCUUCUUACGGGGUCAAAACAACUCUUCACAUUUUAUGAAUUUCUUUCUUGAUUCCACUCCCCUAUUUCUCUAGCACUCGUCUAUACAAACUCUACCUGGUCCUCCAGAGUGUAUUUUUGUUAGUGUAGCAACCCAUAGAUAACACUCCCUAACUAGGGAAUCUCAUAAAUCUACCACCAACACUGCAUUCUGCUGAAGUGCCCUUACAGGUAGUGAUCUCGGAGGAUACUUAUGGAAUCUAGGGGAUGACUGCUUACCUUGCCCUUAGGACCGGUUUGAUCUAUGGCUUUUAGGACCAGUUGGAUAUACAGCUGAGGACCAGUUGGCUUUGGGCUUUUUUUUUCCUCAGGGAACCUUCUAGAGUUGACUGCUUCUCCUCUCACCAGAAGACCUCAUGAACUCUUAUUUGACUAAUCUGUGCCUCAAAAGUGGUUCCCAUCAGAACCAUACCUAGAUAGUGGAGAAUGAGGAAGAAAGAUAGCAGCAACCUUGAUGAUUUUCUCAGGGGCAAUGUAUACCCAGCAUACGAUGGUACAGAACACUGAUUGUUGCACAUAGAAAUCCAGGGUUGUCUGUGUUCAGAAUUAUAGGAUGCAGACUGCCACAAUACCUCAGAUUGUGUUUCAUCUGUGUGAAAGGGAAUUGAUUCUUCAAGGCUUGAAUAAAA
This is a messenger RNA of Gracilinanus agilis (Agile Gracile Mouse Opossum), 1874 nucleotides long. It is a transcript of the gene PCTP, whose product is annotated as phosphatidylcholine transfer protein. NCBI's taxonomy places the organism in Eukaryota, Metazoa, Chordata, Mammalia, Didelphimorphia, Didelphidae. The record is from RefSeq and is a predicted model, not a curated record. The transcript is spliced from 6 exons. Gene Ontology annotation, molecular function: phosphatidylcholine binding; phosphatidylcholine intramembrane carrier activity. Bases 9 to 650 code for a protein of 213 amino acids.